AUGCCUUUGCCAUGGAAAAAGAACAAAGGUUCAAGAUUUUCACGUAUUGUUGCAGAUCUUCAGUCACCAAAAAGAGGGAAUUCUCUUGUUGUUGAGACUGGUUUCCCUACUUCUCUUGUCGAUCUCUUUCACAAGAACCGUGAGAGGUUAAGGAAACCAACUGCCAAGAAGAAAAAGAGGAGACAACAACAGUUGCAAGAGGUGGAGGAGGAACUUGUAAUCUCUGAUCCUAUUCCUUUAUCAAGUUCUAGAGACUUUGUGGAUUUAUCAGAGCCUAUUCAGAAUUUGGAGAAUAUGGAAAGUUUUGAUGUCUGUGAUUUGGUGAGUCAUUUAUUGCCUGUUGUUGAAGAUGUUGAUGAGGAUGUUGAUGGUGUUGAUAAUGUUAAGGUUGCUAAUAAGAAAUGUUGGAAUGAGAAAGAGAAACGUUUGUUAUUUGUGGUUUUGAAGAUGCUUUUGGUGGUGGUUUUGGGUUUAAGCACUAAAAAGCUUGUUGUUGGGAUAACAAUGUCUGCUUUUGUGCUUAUUUUUCUUGAAUAUAUUGCAAAACAUGUCUUAUGUUUGUUGAAACCAUGCUUGAAUGUAGAGCAAGUCUUAGAAACCUUUUUUGAAAGGGUUUCUUCAGCAUUUUUGAUGUUGAAAGGAGUAGGGAAAUGUGAAGAUCCGAGAAAAGGAUUGAUCAUUGAAGAGAUAGAUCAAGAAGAAGAUGAUUGUGAGUUUGAAUCUUCUGAUCUAAUUGAGACGCUUGAAAUGAAGUCUUCUAUUGAGGAAAUUCAAGUUGCAGAAUUCAAUUUUGAUUCGAUUGUGCCGGUUCAAUAUAGCAUGAGAACUGAAUCAAGAAUGGAUUUACUCAGUCGUGAUGGGAGAAAGUUGAGGGUAGUGGAGGUAGAGGAAGAUAGAAGUGUAUUUUCGGUAUGCGAAAAAGAGCGAAGCAGAAACUCAAAAAUCAGAAGAAAGUUUAUAAAGAAAUUGGUGCCGAAAAAUUUGCGUGCUGCAAAGAAGGCGAAGAAGAGUAAGGAAAAGGAACCAGAUUUCGGUAGCGAAUCAUCUGGUUGUUUGGGAGAUGAUGAGAUGGGGAAGAUUGAAGUGCUAGAAGAUGGUGACAAACAAAGGUUAGAAAACCAAGGCAAAGCAUUUCUAUCAGAGUUGCUGGAAGAAGAAGAAGAAGGAGGAGAAGAAGAAGAAGAAGAAGAGGCAAUAAACGAGAGGAGAAAAGGAAAAGAACCUGAUCAGGGAAUUUCUAGUUCUAGCACUGUAUGGCAGGGUAAAGUCGAGGUGGCUGUAGUUGAAAAGGGGGAAGUUGAAAGAAAGAGCAGUUCAGAUUAUCUGAUUCUCUUUUUUGUUGCUCUUGCUGGACUUGUUGGCGGUCGAAGUCUAUCCCUUAGGAAAUAUGGAGUUCUGUUCUCCCACCUAUCCACCACUCAAUGCAAGUAA
Molecule: messenger RNA, 1431 nt
Organism: Dovyalis caffra
Lineage: Eukaryota; Viridiplantae; Streptophyta; Magnoliopsida; Malpighiales; Salicaceae
Source: the annotation of a GenBank genome assembly